AGGAAGCAAUUGAUGAAGAAAUCAGUAUAGAUGAAAAUGUAGAAUCAGCUGCAAGAGCGUUAAUGAAGUUAUCACAAGAUACUGCAACAUCCAAUGAAAGAAAUGAUGAACAAGACUUCCAACUUACUGAUAGUGAAGAAACAAUUUUGACAUCUUCAACAAAUUCUCCCUCUCCAGAACAACCUCCCUCUUUUGAAUCUAUUAAUUUAGUCUCUUUGGAAUCUGAAUCUCAAGAAGAGAUUAAUUUAGUUUCUUUGGAAUCUGAAUCACAAAAGUUGCCAAACUAUCCAGUAUCUGCUAAAAUUUCUAAUAAAAAGAUACUAAUUGCUGAAUUCAUUCAAAAAAUAACUACAGCAGCUUCAUCUGAUGAUAUAGAUAUGUCUGUAAAUAUUGUAAAUGAGAGUGCUGAAGAUUUUAUAGAAAAAAAAUUAGCUCAAUUAUUCCAAACAGCUUAUAGAAGUGAAAAGAAACUUCAACGAAUUAAGCAAAAGGAAAUUCAAAAUUGGUAUAAUUAUGCUGAAGUAUUUGAAGAUAGAGUAGGUCAACUUAUUGAAGAUGGUUAUGAAGAUAAUGUUGCACAAACUGAAUUAUAUGAUGAAAUAUUUCCAUUAAUUUCAGAUAUCACACAGGAGAACUUGCGACAGAGAACGCAUAAAGUGUAA
Molecule: messenger RNA, 662 nt
Organism: Racocetra fulgida
Lineage: Eukaryota; Fungi; Glomeromycota; Glomeromycetes; Diversisporales; Gigasporaceae
Source: the annotation of a GenBank genome assembly